CAAGACCGGCUAUAAAUGGCAGCGGCACUUGUCUAACGGUAAUUAGUUGCCCACUCAAGUGACCAUCAUGCACAUCACGAUUGUUUGCCUCCUAUUCACCUGGGGCCUAAGCCGCAGUCACGCAGCCACCACAAUCCUGCAUUCCAACGGCCAGUUGGCCAGUGCCGUUUCCCACCAGAGCUUCACCAGAUUGUCCUCAGCGGAGCCCCUAAUCCUCCACUCCCAGAAGCAACUGGUCGUUCCCUCAGCGAGGAUUGUCAACCAUCACUUAGCAGGGGCAAGUAGGCAUCAGGUCAAGAGGUUCUUCCAGGGGCAGGAGAAGGAGGAGGAGCAGCUGCCCACCAUCUCCAGCCAGACACCCGCCCACCUCACCUACGCCGCCCACCCGGUGGUGCACCAGAUGCUGCCAAGGAUUAAGCCCGUGCGGAACAUAAGCUUCGACUCCCUCGUCCCAGGACCACGCAGCCUGUCACCAGUUUAG
Molecule: messenger RNA, 481 nt
Organism: Drosophila rhopaloa
Lineage: Eukaryota; Metazoa; Arthropoda; Insecta; Diptera; Drosophilidae
Exons: 2
Coding region: 68-481 (137 amino acids)
Source: RefSeq, a predicted model, not a curated record